GCCUUCGGCAAGCAAAUAUCUUGGCGACCAUUGCAUUCAAGUGUAGACUACAGCAUGUUUCUACUAAGUAAUUCACUGGUAUCUCUCGUCGGCGUUGUGAAUAGUAAAACGGCUUUGCAGCUGCUAGUCUGCGGCAGGUCGCAGAUCGUAUCCUCGGUAGACGACCCCUCGUGCCCCAACGUAAAACAUCAGCUUCAUCUAUCUUUACCUCGCAACAACGUGGGCAACAGAAGAGAAUAUGCAGCGCUCCCGUACAAAGAAGCCGCCUCUCAGGAAAGCCUGGGCCGCAUCCAGCCCAGUUGCCAAGACUCUAUAUGGUUUCGGGGAGCCCUCGUCGUUGAAGGUCUUGGGACUUGGACCGUUUCACCUCCGCUCAGACGCACUUCUCCACCACAUCCCGCGUAACCACCACCACCACCAUCACCAUACCAUCGAUGGAAACCACAUGGCCCCCCUGGAUCAACCCGCGGCUCUUCAAUCCUUCUCCUCGAAUCCCAACCCGGAAACCACCCCUCAAGGUCCGUGUGUCUGUUAGUCCCAGGUGUUUAGGCCGCCCAAGAACCUAUCAUC
This is a messenger RNA of Colletotrichum godetiae, 570 nucleotides long. RefSeq lists its product as uncharacterized. The record is from RefSeq and is a predicted model, not a curated record. The transcript has a single exon. Lineage: Eukaryota; Fungi; Ascomycota; Sordariomycetes; Glomerellales; Glomerellaceae. The coding region runs from base 55 to 405 and encodes 116 amino acids.